Messenger RNA from Pristis pectinata (smalltooth sawfish), 625 nucleotides. RefSeq names its product mitochondrial ribosomal protein L33 (gene mrpl33). The record is from RefSeq and is a predicted model, not a curated record. The transcript is spliced from 4 exons. Gene Ontology annotation, molecular function: structural constituent of ribosome. Gene Ontology annotation, biological process: translation. Bases 30 to 410 code for a protein of 126 amino acids. Gene Ontology annotation, cellular component: ribosome; mitochondrion. Lineage: Eukaryota; Metazoa; Chordata; Chondrichthyes; Rhinopristiformes; Pristidae.
UGGGUUAAAGGGAAAGGCAGCAGCUGGGAAUGGCUUCAGUGAAGCAAGAACAAGAAAAGUCUGUGGGCACUGAGAAUCUGACAGAAAAACAGAAAAUGCAGGAAAUAACAUGUCAGGCAGCACCUGUGGAGGGAGAAAUGCCAAGCUGGCAUUUCACGCUGGUGAUCUUUCAUAAGAUGGAGGAACCUUUGAACCGGAGAAAUACUCAAGGCUGUUUGUCGGGAACACUCUGGGUUGCCAAGAGCAAGUCAAAGUCCAUCCUUGUGCAGAUGAUGAGCGCAGCCGGAACUGGGUACUGCUUCAACGCAAAGCGGAGUCGACUCCGGGACAAGCUAGUCCUAAGGAAGCAUGAUCCUAGAGUGAACAAGCAUGUCCUUUUCUUUGAAAAAAGGAAAAUCAGGUCAAUCUAAUCUAGGAAGCUUAAGUGGACUGGCUUUGAACAAGGACUUUUUAGGAUCCGAGCAAGAUUUCUUGGAACUGGAAUGAAUGCAGGUUGUACUUCUGACGUGAUGUGAAGGGUGAAGGUGACAUUUCAAUGGAAGACAAUAAAACUAGAGGGGACUCACUCUGUUGCACUUUUAUUUAGAAGUUGUUAUCUGUAAAAUGUACAAUAAAGAUUUUGGAU